AAGGUGACGAAACUAGUGUUAACCGUGAUCACGGUGUACGUGUGUUGCUGGCUGCCCUACUGGAUCACUCAGAUGUCGCUGAUCUUCACAGAACCCAACAAGUGCCAAUCACGCUUCGUUGUCACCGUCUUCCUGCUCACUGGCAUCCUCUGCUACUCAAACUCCGCCAUGAAUCCCAUCCUCUACGCAUUCCUGUCGGAUAACUUCAAGAAGAGCUUCCUCAAGGCGUGCACUUGUGCUGCUGGCAAAGAUGUAAAUGCAACCCUGCACAUGGAGAACAGCGUGUUCCCGCGUCGUGGCCACCACAACCGCGCCUCCGAGCGGGGUGGCAACGCCAGGGGCGGCAGAGGUGGAGGUGGCGGAGGCGGCAACACCUCCACAGCUGCCAUUAUGUGUGGCGGUCCCGCCGCGGGCGCCAUUUCCGGCAGUGAUGACCACGAGGUCAAUGACCGCGGACCGCUGGUAGGGGCAGCAGCUCCAGUCGCAGUGUUGCCAACACCACCACAACUAGUGGCACCACUGAUUUGGUGUCGGUUGCCUCAACAGCUGAUCACCACAAGGACACGCUCAAAAAUGGGGUCAAGGUUUCCAUUACUGUUGAACUUUAAUCUGAUUAGUCAAUGAUAGAACUCUAGUUCAUACUUUCUCUGAUGGACAUGUUAAAUGUCGAUCCCAGCUGCCUGAAAAGAGUCAUUGCAUGAUGUAAUACUUUAAUCUGUACGCGUGAUAGAAUACUGUCAAAAUUAUUGCUCAUGCAUUUCACAGAUUCGUGUAAAAUAUCAAGUUUCAGAUUGACAUGUCAAGUAUCUGGCUCAGCUGCUCAAACACAGUUUUUGAGCCAUAUCAGAUGUUAAUCUGUGUUUCGGAUGGACAUGUUAAGACUUCAGUCCAGGUUGCCAAGAAACAGUCGUUGGGCUACUCAAUACUCAUGUCAGAAGCCCUGAAAUUACAAAUCAGGUACGACCUGAAAACUCUCACACACCAGACCUUAGCCAGCCAGGUCAUAUGAUUGUUUCAUUCAAUAAUUAACUUAUCCAUCUAUAAUUUAAUGAUUCUUUAUAAUGUGAGGUGAGAGUUUCAAAUCGACGAAUGAAAAUCCCUGAGAUAGAAAAUGAUAAACAAUAGAAAGAUUGUAUUAUAAAAUAAGAUUGUGAAGAAAUGGGUAUAGGUCUCCAUUACUUUCAAACUACAAGUAUGAUAAUCACUUUAUCUGAUUAUGAUAUUUCAUAUUAUAUUCAAAUGUGAUAUAUGGUUAUUCAUACUUCAAAACGAUCUAAUGACCUCCUUACUAACACUUUAUUUGACUUUUAUUUUAAGAACACAAGUCUGAGACACGUGUCUGUUUCAAGAACGUUAGUAACCUUCUUGUGUGAAAAUCUUGUGUCAUGUUCUGAACCUACUAUUGUGAUGUAUUGUUAUACCAAAAGUG
This is a messenger RNA of Nilaparvata lugens (brown planthopper), 1429 nucleotides long. Its product is annotated as somatostatin receptor type 2-like. Gene Ontology annotation, cellular component: membrane; neuron projection. Gene Ontology annotation, molecular function: peptide binding; somatostatin receptor activity. Lineage: Eukaryota; Metazoa; Arthropoda; Insecta; Hemiptera; Delphacidae. Gene Ontology annotation, biological process: G protein-coupled receptor signaling pathway. The record is from RefSeq and is a predicted model, not a curated record.